CCUCCCACAUCUCUCUGUGGUCCUCCUCAGCGUCCUCCAGCAUCCCCCUCCUCUCCCUCUGAGCGCUCUGCUCCUUCAGUUCUCCUCUCGGUCUCCCGCUAUCGCGUCCAGCUGUGGCCCUCACAGGGCGCGCUCGCUGGCUCUCACCUGACAGGUCCCUGGCCUCAGGACGACAGCCAGCACCAACACGUUCCCUACAUGAGGGACAAAGCGACGCAGACCCCCAGGGCCUGGGCAGAUGAGAGGAGGAGGGGCUCUCACAAACGCUCGGCCUCCUGUGGGAGCACCGACCAGCUUAAGGAGAUUGCCAAAUUGCGCCAGCAGCUUCAACGCAGCAAACGCAGCAGCCGGCACCGGAGGGACAAAGACCGCAAGUCUCCAUUCAAUGGCAGCCAUACCAUCAUCCAGUCGCAGUCGCCUAUGCCCAAAACCAUCCUGAUCCCCAUCCCUAUAUCCAAGUCAUCUGCCCCUCGUUUCCGCAACAGUGUGGAGGGCCUCAACCAGGAGAUCGAACGCAUCACCAUCCAGGACACCCCUGAGAAGGAAGAGACCAUCGUUCCGCAGGAUGUCCCAGAUGGGCACCGCGCUCCCCCACCCGUCCCCCCGCAGCGCAGCAGCAGCACCCGCAGCAUCGACACACAGACUCCCUCAGGGGGCGGCCUGAGCGGUAACCAUAGCAACUGCAGUAGCCGUCCCGACUCCAUCUCGCCCUCCUACCUCACCGUCCUCAACGACAUGGGUGGAGGCAGCCCCUAUGAGGACAAAGAGCUGGGCCCCUGCUCCCCGCUGCCUAAGUACGCCGCCUCACCCAGACCUAACAACAGCUACACCUUCAAGAGGGAACCUCCAGAGGGCUGCGAGAAGGUCAAAGUGUUCGAGGAGUCCAUGCCCAAACCUCUGCAGGAGAUCCCUCCCUUCCUGUGUCCCGACCGCAACAAGGUCAACUUCAUCCCCAACAGCGGCUCUGCCUUCUGCCUCGUCAGCAUCCUCAAGCCCUUACUCCCUGCCCCGGACCUCAACUUCCGCCCCGGGGUGGGCCUCCGAAGCCUGUCCCCGUCCCUCGUGCCUCUGUCCACCCAGCCCUGCCUCCUGGAGGAGCCGGAGAGCUUCUGAGGAACCUCCCUCCCCCCCCCCCCACGAAAUCAGAAAACAUUGGAAACUAGGAAACAACCCUUCUGCUCCAGAAAAAUGCCUUCAGCAUGCCAGCUAAGCUCUCUCUGAUGUCCUUAUCUUGUUGACAAAGCGCUUCCCACUGCCUCUCCUCCUCAGACAACGACUACGACGUGAGAGUCCUGCGGCAGCCCUGCAGCGGGUGUUUGCAGCUAACAUUUCAUCGCUUUCUUCUACCUUUAGUGCUGGUUAUGUUCCUGUUUUUUAGGAGGAAAAGGGCGAAAAGGACAGACUCUUUUAUUUCAUCGUAUUAUACCAUGGCGCCUUUCCACGGACAUAUCUCUUUUUCUAUCUGUAGUUAUUUCUCUUGAUAUUAAGAUAUGCCUUCCAUUACUUAAAAAAAACAAACAAAAAAAAACAAAAAACAAGGCCGCUGGUUUCCUUGGCGGCCGAGAGUUUGACCACGGAGGCUCAUUUUUGGUGCUGCCAGAUAUUACCGUAGCAAAACUUGAACGGUCGCGACAAGGAGAAGUUAUAAAUGUGCCUGACUAUUUUAGACCGCUCAGUUUCGCUCAACCAGCGUAGUGCUCGGAUCACGCGUGAUGUUUGCACUAUGAUGGCCAUAGAUACACACACGAAGGCAGGGACGGAUGAAAACCUACAUUCGACCACCUGUGAAGUAAAUCCAGACAUCUGUUUUGUACUUAAAUCAGCCUUUUACAGUGACAGCUGACUGUAAACCGGUACGAGCUGAUGCCUUUGGUUCCCUGCUGGGCGGUGUGUAUCGAUGGGAAACACAGGCCAGGGCUAUGAUGUGUGCAGCGUGUUCAACCUGUGUCUGCUUGCCCCUCCUUCCCCAAGCGCCAGCCUUUUUUUCUAAAAAUGUCCCCUUUUAACUCCACCGCCAUCACAACCACCACCACCUCCUUCUGUUCCUCCUUUCUCCAGCUCUCUCUAUCCUUUUUUUCCCCUCACUGUCACUGUUAACGCUGAUUUCCUCCCGUCUUGCUCAGUGUUGUUGUGAAAUAUGUCCAGGAGGGGCCUCCUCGUCCUCAAGGGGACAGGCUCCCUCUGGCUUGCAGGGCCCUGAGCAUGGAGAGGUUAGAUGAGCCCACAUGAGGGUCGGAUGGAGUUCAGAUAAGUAUCAGACACACCCUACCUGCUGUGGGAUUCCUAGUCCAAAUUCAAAGAUAUAUUUAUUUUAACAAUAAAUCAAAGGACAACAUGUAAUAUGAAAAGUGUCACUUGUAGUGACAAACCUACAGAGAAUUAUCUCCCAACUCUUCAGCUCUACUAAGCUUUUUUUUUUUUUUAUAGGUACUUUCAGCUCAUUGAUUUGGUUUCACAGCACAAAACUUCCUUCGCUUUGUUUCCAUCAACCAACUCCUAAUAUACACAGGUAGAUGGAAGCAGCAUCUUUAACAGAUUUUCUGGACAUUUGGUUAAAACACGCUGAUGAAAACUAGACCAGUGUUGUGUUAACGGGUUGUCUCCGCUGCCCCCAAGUGGCCUAAUUAAUAUAUUCAUACAGGUUUUGAUUAAAUAAGUAACAAUCAAAGUUAGUUUAAAACAAAAGAAAAGUAUGCAGGUGUGCUUUCUAAGAGUCACCUGAUUGUUGCACACGUGUGACGUCACUUUUCCCACAUAAGCCCCGCCCUCUUUAAGCUACCUAGAAAAAGGAAAAUGACAGAAAACUCGCUUGUACAUUAACCAAAACUGUCCUAAAUAUACUCUUAGAUUUCUCUUCAUGUUGGAGCCAGUUACUCAAAGUAAGAAGCUAAAUGAGAAACUAUUUUAACAUUUAACAUUGUGACAGCGUAUUUACGACAACAUAAAUGUAUUACUUUUUUUAAAACUGUAAAUUAAAUCCCCUAAGGAACUUUUACUAUACCUGCUUGAUCAGAUAGGAUGAAGUCUUCAGUCUGUUCAUCUCACUUCAAUCAUUUUUCUGAGCAGACUGACCAAACAAAAAAAAAA
Molecule: messenger RNA, 3087 nt
Organism: Acanthopagrus latus (yellowfin seabream)
Lineage: Eukaryota; Metazoa; Chordata; Actinopteri; Spariformes; Sparidae
Gene: fam117ba
Product: family with sequence similarity 117 member Ba
Exons: 7
Source: RefSeq, a predicted model, not a curated record